Malania oleifera is the source of this 1109-nucleotide messenger RNA. RefSeq names its product actin-depolymerizing factor. Gene Ontology annotation, biological process: actin filament depolymerization. The transcript has 3 exons. Bases 331 to 771 code for a protein of 146 amino acids. The record is from RefSeq and is a predicted model, not a curated record. Lineage: Eukaryota; Viridiplantae; Streptophyta; Magnoliopsida; Santalales; Ximeniaceae. Gene Ontology annotation, molecular function: actin filament binding. Gene Ontology annotation, cellular component: cytoplasm; actin cytoskeleton.
ACGAUUCAGGAGAAUCUUUCUUUAGCCUUUUUGUUUGUUUUCCAUUUUCCACCACUUUCUCUCAGCCAAGAAAAGAAAAGAAUAGUAAAGGGCAAAAAGACACACAAGAACCUAUAGUUUCCUUCCUCCCAGAGCAUGUCGGCGUUUCUAUUCCAUUUUCAUUGUCGUCUCUCUCUUUUUCUCUUACUCUCUCCUCUUUAUAUCAAAAUUCCCCAAUUAUAAAGCACUUAUAUAUCUAUCCCUCUGCUGGGUUCUUUUGGUUCAUUUUUGAAUUUGAAGCUAGCUAGCUUUCUUCGUCACUUCCUCCUCGUCCGCAGGGUCUUCACAGUCAUGUCGUUCAGAGGGAUCAGAGGGCCAAAUGCUUCUUCUGGUAUGGGCGUAGCUGAUCACAGCAAAAACACUUUUUUGGAACUGAAGAGGAAGAAGGCUUACCGUUAUGUGAUUUUCAAGAUUGAUGAGAAGAAAAAGGAAGUGGUGGUUGAGAAGAUGGGUGGUCCAGCUGAGAGCUAUGAUGAUUUUGCUGCAUCUAUGCCUGAAAAUGAUUGUCGAUAUGCUGUCUAUGACUUUGAUUUUGUGACUUCAGAGAACUGUCAAAAGAGCAAGAUAUUUUUCAUUGCAUGGUCACCUUCAAUUUCUCGAAUCCGUGCCAAGAUGCUCUAUGCCACAUCCAAAGAUAGAUUUAGACGGGAGCUGGAUGGUGUCCACUAUGAAAUUCAGGCCACAGACCCUACAGAGAUGGAUCUAGAGGUGAUUAGAGACCGGGCAAACUAAAUUAUGCUCCAGUCCCCCGUUCAAAUAUUCCCUCCUCAGGAAAAAGGGGCUCCAGCCGACUUCUGGAUUAGUGCUUCCUGCUUCAUUAUGUUAUGUGCAAAACCCAUUCCCAAUACAGCAUAAUAGUGCAUAAUUCUUAAAUAAAUUGGCACAUGGUCGCAUGGAGAAACCGAUAUGAAACCUGAGAUAACAUUAUCUGAUUACUGUGAAAUUGGGUUGGGGUGUGUUGUUUCCUGCGUCUCAUGUGAAAGAUGGAUUUCUAGUUGGGUAUUGCUAAUGAAAUAUGUAAUCAUAUAACAUUCUUAUGUCUUAUGGAUAUUCAUGAUCUGUUUCCUUUU